Messenger RNA from Opisthocomus hoazin, 2097 nucleotides. RefSeq names its product Rho guanine nucleotide exchange factor 26 (gene ARHGEF26). Gene Ontology annotation, biological process: activation of GTPase activity. The record is from RefSeq and is a predicted model, not a curated record. NCBI's taxonomy places the organism in Eukaryota, Metazoa, Chordata, Aves, Opisthocomiformes, Opisthocomidae. Gene Ontology annotation, molecular function: protein binding; guanyl-nucleotide exchange factor activity.
AUGGCGUCCCGUUUGACAGGGGAGGUGUGGCUGACAGCCUGUGCUGGGCGAGCUGUGCGGCUGCCUUCACACGCGCUGGAGUUCAACACAGAGACCCCGCCUCGAGUCUCACACCGCCGCACACUCCCCUGUCGCACGGACAGAGCCCUUCUUGAGCUCUGCAUUUCCACGGCUGUGCUGCUGCCAGUGCUGGCUGGGUAUGUCUGUGUGGCCACGUGUCGUGGCCCUGCACAGGCACGUUCUCACGCGCAGCGGUCCAGUGGAGCGGCGUGCCGCGGUGCCCGGGACGGCAGUCCUCCCUUGCCGCAGCACGGCUGCAGUGCCAGCAGCGGGACCCCUGAGUGCCGCUCGGCGUUGCUGUACAGUGUGCGGGCCGCAGCCGCUGCAUCCACGUGUUGGCAGGUCUACGGCGUGGAUAUGAGGAUCUUUCUGGUUUUCCCUUCUUUGUGCGGCCUGGACUGCGGCGGCUCUUCCAAUUUUAAGAAAAAGAACAGGAUGUCCCAGCCCGUGCUGAAAGCCGUGGUUGAAGAUAAAGAGAAGUUCUCCAGCCUGGGCAGGAUGAAGAAGAAAAUGCUGAAAGGACAAGGGACAUUUGAUGGGGAAGAAAACGCUGUAUUAUAUCAGAACUAUAAAGAGAAAGCUCUGGACAUAGAUUCUGAUGAAGACUCUCAGCCCCGAGAGCAGAAAUUGGAUGAAAAGGUUGUUUUUCACUAUAAGCCCCUGAGAUCGACGUGGAGUCAGCUGUCUGUUGUAAAGAAGAAUGGAUUAUCGGAAGCAAUCAGCCAGGAAGAAAGAAAAAGACAGGAGGCAAUAUUUGAAGUGAUAUCUUCUGAGCAUUCUUACUUACUGAGCUUGGAGAUUCUGAUCCGGAUGUUUAAAAAUUCCAGGGAACUGAGCCUUACAAUGACCAAAACGGAGAGCCAUCACCUUUUCUCCAAUAUCACGGAUGUUUAUGAAGCAAGCAAAAAGUUCUUUAAAGAACUGGAGGCCAGGCAUCAGAACAACAUCUUUAUUGAUGACAUCAGCGAUAUCGUUGAAAAGCAUACUGCUUCCACAUUUGAUCCCUAUGUGAAGUACUGCACGAAUGAAGUCUACCAGCAGCGAACGCUGCAGAAACUGCUAGCCACAAAUCCAGCAUUUAAAGAGGUGUUAUCACGGAUAGAGUCCCAUGAAGAUUGCCGGAAUUUACCGAUGAUCUCGUUCCUCAUCCUUCCCAUGCAGAGAGUUACUCGUCUUCCCUUACUGAUGGAUACUAUUUGUCAGAAAACUCCUAAGGAUUCGUCAAAAUACGAGAACUGCAAGCAAGCUCUGAAAGAAGUGAGUAAGUUGGUGCGUUUGUGCAACGAAGGUGCUCGGAAAAUGGAAAGGACAGAAAUGAUGUACACCAUCAACUCCCAGCUGGAAUUUAAAAUCAAGCCAUUUCCAUUGGUUUCCUCUUCACGAUGGUUAGUGAAAAGGGGCGAAUUAGCAGCGUAUGUCGAAGACACUGGACUUUUUUCGAAAAGAACUUCUAAACAGCAGGUGUACUUCUUCCUCUUUAACGAUGUCCUCAUUAUCACCAAGAAGAAGAGUGAAGAGAGUUACAACGUCACAGAUUAUUCUUUGAGGGAUCAGCUCGUGGUACAACACUGUGACAGUGAGGACCUGACUUCUUCUCCUGUAAAGAAUGCUUCAGCGAUGCUCUACUCGCGGCAGAGUGCGACAGCUCACCUCUUCAGACUGGCAGUCCUCAGUAACCACGCAGGAGAGAAGGUGGAGAUGCUCCUGGGAACAGAGACUCAGAGUGACAGAGCUCGCUGGAUUACAGCGCUUGGACAGGACAGAGACGGCCAGAAAACGGACAGGACAAGUUUGACUCAGGUAGAGAUCACCAGAACUUACACAGCAAAGCAGUCGGAUGAACUGUCUCUUCAAGUUGCUGAUGUUGUUUUGGUUUAUCAAAAAGUAAAUGAUGGCUGGUACGAAGGGGAACGGCUGCGGGAUGGCGAAAGAGGCUGGUUUCCCAUGGAGUGUGCUAAAGAAAUCACCUGUCGUGCCACAAUUGACAAGAACAUGGAACGGAUGGGCCGCUUACUGGGACUUGAAACCAACGUGUAG